CAUGCAACAGGCAUGCAGUAGUAGCCGAAGUUUUCUUUGAGUUCGACUCAUUCUGAAUCUCGGUGCAAUCGUUUCAAGUUUGCUCCUCAUUGCUAGUUACAAUGUCAGUCCUCCGUCGUUCCUUACACUUACCACGCAAACUCAGCGGGGCUCUAUGUGUGAGCAGAUGCUCCUCAGGAUAUCCUGAUAUUCCUCCAGUUCAGAAUGAGCCUAUCCUGGAUUUCCCUCCAAACUCUCCCGAGAGGGAGGCUGUAUUCAAGGAGUACCAGAGAUUAAUGUCAGAGAAGCCGGUGGAAAUUCCAUGCAUUGUCAAUGGCGAGGAACGCAAGACCGGUGACAUCAAGCACCAGCUGUCGCCAUAUGACCAGGGGAUCACCGUUGCCUCUUUCCAUUAUGCAGACAAGCAAACCCUGGAGGAUGCCAUCAAGAGUUCUCUUGAAGCUCGGCACAAAUGGGACCUUGUACCGUUUGAACAAAAAGCAGCAAUAUUCUUGAAAGCAGCUGAUCUGAUCAGUAGCAGAUAUCGUGCUCAAGUGCUUGCAAGCACCAUGGUUGGACAGGGAAAGAAUCUGUUCCAGGCGGAAAUUGACUCGACGUGUGAAUUGAUUGACUUCUAUCGCUUUGCUGUUGAGUAUGCUAAGGAGCUGCACACAACCCAGCCAAAGCACCACGCUCCUGGCAACUGGAAUAGACUGGUUUACCGUGGUUUGGAGGGAUUUGUUGCGGCAAUUUGCCCGUUCAACUUCACAGCCAUUGGCGGCAACCUGGCAGGAACACCCGCACUGAUGGGCAACACGGUACUGUGGAAACCAUCUGACAACGCCGUCCUCUCCAAUUACAUUGUUUUCAACAUUCUCCGUGAAGCUGGCCUUCCUGAUGGUGUGAUCAACUUUGUGCCAGCCGAUGGACCUCUGUUUGGAGACACAGUCACCGACUCACCUGACCUGGCUGCGAUCAACUUCACUGGCAGCUCUAAAACAUUCAAGCACCUCUGGAGGCAAGUCGGCGAGAAGAUUGACAACUACAAGACAUUCCCACGUCUGGUCGGAGAAUGUGGUGGCAAGAACUUCCAUCUCCUUCAUCCUACCGCUGACGUUGACAGCGCAGUGCACGGCACCAUAAAAUCAACGUUUGAGUACGCCGGCCAGAAGUGCUCCGCCUGCUCACGAGCAUACAUUCCAGCGUCUCUGUGGCCAGAAUUCAAAGAGAAGCUUCUGCACGAGCAAAGCCUGUUGAAGGUUGGCAAGCCAACUGAUGUGGAGAAUAUCUACUCAACAGUAGUCAACCAGGAGUCUGUUAACCGCAUCACCAAGGCAGUCAAGAUGGCAUUCCGUGAUGACGAGCUCACCGUCCUGGCUGGAGGCCGUAUCCACGAUGAAUAUGAUGCUGGCGAUGGUUUAAUUAUUGAGCCCACCAUCAUCCAGACAUCCAAUCCCACCCACGAGUACAUGACCAAGGAGUUCUUCGGCCCCAUUCUCACACUCUAUGUGUACGAUGACGCCAAGAUGUCUUGGGCAGAGACGCUCAACAUGGUGAACACGACAUCAGCGUAUGGCUUGACUGGUGCUGUAUUUGCCCGCGAUCGCAAUGCGGUUGAAGAGGCUAGUCGUGGACUGAGACAGGCUGCCGGCAACUUCUACAUCAACGACAAGAGCACAGGAUCAGUGGUUGGACAGCAGCCGUUCGGUGGAGCCCGUGCUUCCGGUACGAAUGACAAGGCUGGCGCCGCCUCCUACCUACUCAAAUGGACCAGUGCUCAGUCGGUGAAAGAGAACUUCUUGCCUAUCUCACGUCUUUACCAUCCGUCCAUGAUGUCUUGAGCUGACUGACCAGUUUUUACUCGCCCCAAUCUGGUGCUCUCUUUUCACGUGUGUCACUUGGUGACGUCCAGGUUAACCAGCAUAAGGUAUGGCUGAUGGGAACUGAUGCAAUCGCAACUCGCCUGGUCUCACGGAGCUCCUCUUUCCGCUGCUCACUAUCCUGGCAUACUUACAUGUAGCUUAACUUAGCGCGUAUCAGCUCUCCCCACUCCGCCAGUGCUCCACUUCAAACUGCUGGUUGCUGGCUUUGCUCUUGCCAUGAACAGACAACUGCACAGAAUUGCCUGUGAAAACAUAGCACGUAUGUGCUUCCUGGCGAACAUCGGCUUGCGGCAGGGAGUCGUAAAUAGUAUUUUCACGACGCCCUGGUAGUUGCAGACACGCAUGACAGUGCAGUACUGUGCCAGCUUAGCUCUUCGGCGUUGCUCGGUUUUUCACUCACCAUCUUCCGACCGUGACAAUCGGAGUUGGUAUUGCGAGGCAGCCUUGCUUUGCUGUUGCUUCGGCGCAGUUUCCCGACUUCCACCACUGACUUCUAUUUGCAAGUUUGUGCAGUGCGUUAUUUUACUCCCGAUGUUGAGUGGCAUGUUUCAUAAACUUUCAUUGGCACCAUCCACAUUAUGUUUCCACCAUCCACACUGCAUACACCUAGUGCUGGACAUGUACCAGUACACACACACACACACAUGACAUUGUAUUGCCCUGCUGGACUGCUGGAUUGACUCAUCAACGGACCAAUAAGGAAUGCCCCCCUCCCCCCCCUAACUAUUAUUAACAUGCUGAUAGUUAUAUUUUUUGUUUGAGGGAAUGAAAUGGAUAUUGCCAAGAGUCCAUAAACAUUUUUUUAUGGACUCUUGAUAUUGCCUUAUUCGUAUCUACAGUAGGUUUCUUUUUUUUCAUGUUGAGCUAGCCCAGUCUUGUUCUAGUACUGCUUCACUCAUAGUGAGUCUGUGUAACUGAACCACGCCACCAUUGCUUUUGCUGAUACCGAGAGCACAGAGCACAGAACCAUGCAAAUCGGUUCAUUUGCCUGCCUGGAUAGUGUUGCUGGUGAUACUGGGUGCUGCUGCCACCGCUGCUGCUGCUGCUGGAUGUGCUGGUGCUAGAGGUGGCGCUGCAGCAGCUGGUACUGCGUGUAGAUCUACCUGAUAGGCUUCACAUGAGCCCUGGUUAGCAUGUUUGCUCUCACGCUACCGAUGUUGUCUUGGCUACAUUACGUCAUGAGCUUGAAAGUAGAUCUUCUCCUACUGUA
Sycon ciliatum is the source of this 3072-nucleotide messenger RNA. RefSeq names its product delta-1-pyrroline-5-carboxylate dehydrogenase, mitochondrial-like. Gene Ontology annotation, molecular function: L-glutamate gamma-semialdehyde dehydrogenase (NAD+) activity. The transcript has 22 exons. The record is from RefSeq and is a predicted model, not a curated record. The coding region runs from base 102 to 1820 and encodes 572 amino acids. NCBI's taxonomy places the organism in Eukaryota, Metazoa, Porifera, Calcarea, Leucosolenida, Sycettidae. Gene Ontology annotation, cellular component: mitochondrial matrix.